This is a messenger RNA of Penicillium verhagenii, 2112 nucleotides long. RefSeq lists its product as uncharacterized. The record is from RefSeq and is a predicted model, not a curated record. Bases 1 to 2112 code for a protein of 703 amino acids. The transcript has a single exon. NCBI's taxonomy places the organism in Eukaryota, Fungi, Ascomycota, Eurotiomycetes, Eurotiales, Aspergillaceae.
AUGCCAGAUACCAUAGCCACGCAGGUUGAUAUAGGAGGAGUCUCCCUUGCCAGUCUUGGGGCGUUCUCCACGAUUUUAACAGCACUGUCAGCUGAUGACGUUCAACCCAUUGCAAUGCUUCAGCUCCAGAAUCUCGGCGCCGCAUUUCCCAUAACCGGACCAAUGACAGUCAAGGCCCCAGAAUAUCUCCAGCGUUUUCAAAGCACACGACUCGAACGUCUUGGGGUAAUUGUGGGCUGGCGCAAAGGCGACGCCGCGUCGCUUAUGGCUCAGUCAACAGGUGGCCAAGCAAUUGCCUUACUAGCAGUUUAUCUUUGCAACAUUUACAGGAAUUCAGCUGGAAAUGUUCUACAUUCAAUUUCAAAGGGCUUGUUACCAGGGACCGCAUGUUCAAGCAGCCCGGUGCUGCUAGGACGAGCCACGCAGGUACUGGCAGAUAAGCUUGCAGUAUUUGGAUUCGGUACCAUCAUCGCAAACCAAGUUUGUCGCAUCCAUGAAGCGUACAGGCAGCUACAGCGGGAGGCACCAAUGAACAUUUUAGAAGAGAUCAGUGAAGAUUGGAUGGCAGAGAUACUCGUGAGCAUCUCUUAUGCUCUACGAGAAGAUGAAAACAUACUUCGAAUCCGUGGAUGUUGCGGUAUAGGCUAUAUCCUGACCCUUGCGGUUGCCUUAUUUACAGACGAUUGUAUUGUGAUGAUCGAAGGCCUCGUUAUUCACCAAGGUAGCCGCUCGUCUUCGAUUAUCGUGGAUAUCGUAGCGGAGCUUCAAGACCAACCACUUCAAGUUCAUAAUAUGCACAAAGCGAACUCUCUAGUCGAAAUCCUUUACUCCUCCCGGGCCUCGGAUGCUGAUGACAAGUGGCAAAUUCCUGUUGACACUCUUCCCAUAAGUGCAGACUUUUCAUGGAAUGGACUUAUUGCGGCGCUGCUUCAUACCAACUUUCAGCGGUGGGAUUUGGCUUGCUCAUCGGAAGUUAUCAAAGCAAUAGGAGUAUGUGCUCUCUCUGCCGCGGAAAUCACCGAUAUUCAUGUCGAUGACUCUUUAUGCUUUCCUGCUUCAUACCUUUUGGGUGAUCAAUACCGUACAGUCAUGCAUCAGCGGUGUGAGGCUGUUACAGGGAUUCCACUACCAAUGACUUGGCCCUCAUACCCCGACGCAUUCAGACGGCUUGACCAAAGCAUAAGGGCGCUCCUUCCUACAAGACCCGAAGAUUCCUUUCGUUCCACUUCAUGGGGAGAUGACUGGGAAAGAGAAUGCAAGAAUGUGGAGGGGUUUACUUGCCAGAUUCUUGAUACCAUAUGGUUAGCAUUUACUACCCUUUUUGUGAACGCCUGCGAUCAAGCUACUUGGAGAUAUGUUGAUUUUGGUGGGGAUAAAGUCAGCUCUCGCCCUGAAUAUCCUAAUUUCUGGGGAGAUCCAAAAUUACCUCAUUUUGAGAUUGACCCUCAUUCGGCUUGGGAACAGAUAUGUCCUCAAUGGGGAAGAGAAAUAGUCGCAGCAUCGGAUAGGAAAUUUACCAUGGUUCCCUCACCGCUCAUCAAACUGGGCUAUGAGAAUUUGUGCCAUUCACGAGGCAUUGAGCUCCUAGAUGGACCGAUUUUAUUCAACAACCAUUACUAUGAAAAGCUCAUUGCGGAUUCACCGCCGAAGCUUUGGACUCGAUAUCAUCCCUCGAAGCCAUCAAAAUCCACUGACCUGAUAGUUCCUAACGCGGAAGGUGUCCAUUCUGAUCUUUCACUGGCACUCUCAGAGAAAUCAGAGGGACUGACACUUCAAGCCACGGUUAUUCUUCCUGGUCAACGCUUCGGUGUUUGUUUCACGACGUGUUUGGACGCGCUACUUAGGCUUCUCCGUGCUAACCCCUGUCAACAUCCUCGAAAUACCCCGUUGAAGGAGAACUACGCAAAUUCAGUCUUGAUAACCUCUGUUCGCGCGCCCGAUCUUACAAAUGUCGUCGAAUCCACAGUCUCCAUUGUUCAGACUGCAGGGAACCCUGUGGCGCAGUUUCUAUCUCUUUCUCCGCAGCCGGCUAUUUUUUGUUACCGCUGCUGUCUGAAUUGUGCGUAUGAACAAGCAAUUUCUCUAAAAGUUAGGAAGAUCAUUAUCGCCUGA